UUGAGUUUAAGAUCCAGAAUUUGGAAGCAAAAAUGAGUGAGCCGGUUAAGGUGAUGAGCACUUUCUGCAGCAUAUACGGCCACCGUCCGGAGGUGGCCCUGAGGCUCAAGGCAAUACCUUACGAGCUGCUCCUGGAAGACAUGCCCAACAACAAGAGCGAGCUGCUGCUCACGCACAACCCUGUCCACAAACUGGUCCCCGUGCUCCUUCAUGGCGACAGAUCCAUCUGCGAGUCGCUCAUCAUCAUAGAGUACAUCGACGAGGCCUUCAAGGGGCCACCAUUGCUGCCAGCCGACCCCUACGAGAGGGCCUCGGCCCGUUUCUGGGCGCAGUUCAUCGACCAAAAGUUUGCUAGGCCGUUCUGGAUGUCGAUAUGUAUGGCGGAUGGUGACAAAGAGGAGGAGGAGUUCUUGAAGGAGGCCAAGGCGAAUCUGCUGCUUCUCGAGGGGCAGCUUAAGGGGAAGAGGUUCUUUGGAGGCGACUCGAUUGGCCUCGUGGACAUAGCUGCUAGUGGGUUAGCUCGCUGGCUCGGAGCCUUCGAAGAGAUCUCCGGGGUUAAUCUACUCACAGAUGAACAGUUCCCUGCUCUGUGCCGCUGGGCGAAAGAAUAUGCCAGCGAUGAGCGUGCUAAGGAGUGCCUGCCGAACAUGGCUGAACUGGUCGCCAAGUUCACUGCAGUGAAGAAGAAGUUUCUAGCAAUGGCAGAGGUUCAGAAGUGAUCCCGUGUUAUCAGUGCGAGGAUAUCAUGGUUAUGACAUAAAUCAAUCGUAUGGACAUGUUUCCUGGGAAAAGGAACAAGCUACUUAAGUGUACUAUACUAUGGUGUGUAAUUCCCAUUUGGUUGUAACUUGUCUUGCUUUCUCAGAUCCAGAAAUCGGUAGACACAUGGCGGAUUGUAUUUCUUUUCCAAUGCAGGGUGCAGCACCAUUACGAGCAAUCAAUAUUUCUUGUUAAUUA
Molecule: messenger RNA, 957 nt
Organism: Triticum dicoccoides
Lineage: Eukaryota; Viridiplantae; Streptophyta; Magnoliopsida; Poales; Poaceae
Product: probable glutathione S-transferase
Exons: 2
Coding region: 33-719 (228 amino acids)
Biological process (GO): glutathione metabolic process
Cellular component (GO): cytoplasm
Molecular function (GO): glutathione transferase activity
Source: RefSeq, a predicted model, not a curated record